AUGACGGUUAUCCAUACACUCGAGGCCAAGGCCCUUGCAAAGGACGAAGCGCACAGGAAAAGACUCGAGGAAGAGGUCGAGCGACGCAAGGCACAGGAGCAGGACAGAAGCAGAGGCGAAAAUGUGUGGUUCUCUCGUCGGAUUAAAGACGGCCAUUUAUACCACUGGGCGUUAUUCGUGUACGGCAAGAAAUACGAGCUGAGGCUCCCGUCGCGACAAAAGUACAAAAGCCUGCCAAAAGGACAUCUUGUCGGGUCUUUGGUACCGUCGAUUGACUACGAGAGCAAAAUUGCGCCAUGGUCCAUGCAAGACGAGAUGAUGCGGCUUCGACAAGAGAGCCUUGACAGCGAGGGCAAGCCGUAUGCUCAAGACUACUAUAUCUGCCAGAUCGGCUGGACCAAGAUGUCGGAGAAGAGAGUUGACGAGGAAUGCGAGGCCGCUCACAAAUCGUUUGGCGUAUACGUCCUCGGUUUCAACGACUGUCAGAGUUUCUUGCGGCAAUUUGCAAAGCGUAUCAUCAAACAGCCCGAGGACUGCGCCCUCGACUUUCCAUGGUUCGAAAAGAAUAUUCAAACGGCAUAUCAUGAGUUACAGCUUAUUGCCGCAGAUGAAAACAUCAAGGCAUUUCAGUUUUACAUGCGCACAGUCUUGUACGGCACUGCGGGCGCGACAGUCGUGGGGGCCGGAUCGGCGUAUGAGCAUCAGUAUCAAUCGCAAGAGCCGAUGACGAAAGCAAACGGCAGCAAAGAGGGCUCAAAGAAGGAUGAUGAUGAUGACGGGUGCUGCGAUUGCGAUGGCUGUGGUUGCUAA
Molecule: messenger RNA, 810 nt
Organism: Fusarium fujikuroi IMI 58289
Lineage: Eukaryota; Fungi; Ascomycota; Sordariomycetes; Hypocreales; Nectriaceae
Exons: 1
Coding region: 1-810 (269 amino acids)
Source: RefSeq, a predicted model, not a curated record